AUGGUAGCAAUCUCGCGGUCGUCAGCCGCCGCCGCCGGCAUAAUUGCCGCAUCGGGAAUCAAGGGCAGAACCGUCACCACAAUACCCAAGGACGGCGGCCUGACCGAUUUCCUCCGCUCAAUCAUCUCCGCCGACAAGGAAUCGAGCGGCGGAGGUGAGCCCUUCUACGUCCUGGAUUUGGGAACCGUCGUAUCCCUAAUGGAAACGUGGUCAAAAUCCCUCCCCACGGUCCACCCAUUCUACGCCGUCAAGUGCAAUCCCGAAUCUGCCCUCCUCGGCUCCCUCGCCCACCUCGGCGCGAGCUUCGACUGCGCCAGCCGUGCCGAGAUCGAAUCCGUCCUCUCCCUCGGCGUCUCCCCAUCCCGCAUCCUCUUCGCCAACCCUUGCAAGCCCGAAUCGCACAUCGCCUACGCCGCCGCAAAGGGAGUCAACCUCACGACCUUCGAUUCCGCCGACGAGCUCGAGAAGAUGAGCCGGCUCCACCCGAAUUGCGAAUUGCUCAUCCGUAUCAAGCCGCCGGAGGACGGCGGCGCGCGGUGCCAGCUGGGGGACAAAUACGGCGCGCUCCCCGAAGAGAUCGACCCCCUCCUCGCCAAAGCGCAAUCCCUCCGCCUCUCCGUCGUCGGCGUAUCGUUCCACAUCGGCAGCGGAGGCGAGACCGGAUCCGGAACCUACCGCGGGGCUAUUGAGGCGGCCCGAGCCGUCUUCGACUCGGCGAGCCGGCUCGGCUUGCCGCGGAUGCACACGCUGGACAUCGGGGGAGGAUUCACAUCGGGCCCCCAAUUUGAAGCCGCGGCUUCCGAGAUCCGUGCCGCGUUGGACGAUUACUUCUCGGGCGAGCCGGGUCUGAACGUGGUCAGCGAACCGGGCCGGUUCUUCGCCGAGUCCGCGUUCACGCUGGCCGCGGCGGUGAUCGGGAGGCGCGUGAGGGGCGAGCGGAGGGAGUACUGGAUUAACGACGGGCUCUACGGCUCGAUGAAUUGCAUUCUGUACGACCACGCGACGGUUAAGUGCGUGCCCUUGGCGGUGGCUUCGAAUGGGCUGGACCCAAAGUGUGAAGGAAAGCCCACGUUCAGCUCGACGGUGUUUGGGCCGACUUGUGAUGGGCUGGACACUGUGUUCACAGGCCGGCAGCUGCCGGAGCUUGGGGUGAACGACUGGCUGGUGUUUCCGGACAUGGGAGCUUAUACUGCGGCGGCCGGGUCGAACUUCAAUGGGUUUGAUACGGGUCGGAUCUUGACACACCUUGCGUAUACCGUUGAUCAAAGUUGA
Molecule: messenger RNA, 1272 nt
Organism: Linum tenue
Lineage: Eukaryota; Viridiplantae; Streptophyta; Magnoliopsida; Malpighiales; Linaceae
Source: the annotation of a GenBank genome assembly